AUGGCUGAACUGCGGGACUUGGUGGGUUCUCUCGCCAGUUCUAGUGCUCAGAAAUUCAACACUAUAGAGCAGUUCAUGGAAAAGGCGUCGCGUAAAUUCCUGGCUCUUGAAGCUGGCCAGAGGAACACACAGGCUGUCUUGCAGGAUAUCCAAACCCAGCUGGGGAGCGUGGCUCAAGCAGUGGCACAAAGGGCUCCUGGUACUCUACCCGGUCAGACCAUCCCUCAUCCUCAGAACCCGAAUGAGCACUGCAAUGCCAUCAUAACCAGGAGUGGCAAGAUGACUGUUGAUCCACCUGCUCGGGCACAAGAGAGAGAGGCCCCUGCCUCGGCAUCUCCAGCAGCUGAAGAAGAAGCAAAAAAGGAGGUUGAGGUGCCUGCACCUAAACCGCACCUUUAA
Messenger RNA from Linum trigynum, 399 nucleotides. The record is from the annotation of a GenBank genome assembly. NCBI's taxonomy places the organism in Eukaryota, Viridiplantae, Streptophyta, Magnoliopsida, Malpighiales, Linaceae.